Cryptomeria japonica (Japanese cedar) is the source of this 4892-nucleotide messenger RNA. RefSeq names its product heavy metal-associated isoprenylated plant protein 23. Gene Ontology annotation, molecular function: metal ion binding. The record is from RefSeq and is a predicted model, not a curated record. The coding region runs from base 3968 to 4423 and encodes 151 amino acids. NCBI's taxonomy places the organism in Eukaryota, Viridiplantae, Streptophyta, Pinopsida, Cupressales, Cupressaceae. The transcript has 3 exons.
AAUAUAAAUAUUUCAUAAAGAGAAUCAAAUAUAAAUAUUUCAGGUCUUGAACUCCUCUCUUUUGUAAAGAGAUAACAUGUAUUGAUAUUAGUAGAUGUAUAAAAUGAAUUGAAGGUUGUUCUUUCAAUACAAUUUAUAAUGCCUAAAUUUGAAUUUUUAGAAAUUAUAUUGAUUAUUCAAUUGAAAUUAAAAUAUUUUAUGUAUAAUAUAUUUUAUAGAUAUAAUAUUUGUAUGUUAGUAUUUUAGAUAAUAUUUUUUUUAAGGCAUUAGUUUAAAAUUAUUUGCAACAAAUAAUUUAGUUUGUAAUUUAUUUAAGAAUUAUUUGAUUAUUACAUGAUUUAUUAUUAAAUAUUGAUAUUUUCAUAUAUGAUUGAUAUUUUAAAUUAAACUAUCACAACUAAAACUAUUUUAUAUAUAAUUUAAAAUUAUACACUAGUUCUUGUUUUCUUAUUGUUGUGUGCCCUUAUACGUAUGGAAAAGGUUCAUCUAAUUGUUUAGAGGUAGCCUAUUUCAUUUCAGAAAAAACAUUCUCAUCAUCUAUUUCUAUCUUUUAAUGUGAUAAAUGAGUAUAAAAUCCUCCCCAUCAAAAUAGAUUAAACUUUAAUGCAUCAAUAUAACUUAAUCCAAUGUUUGUGUUAUAAAUCUAUAGGUAGAAAUAAUAUUUGUAGAUUUUUGUAAUAGUGAGUUCUUCAUUUUUAUAUUAUUUUUAUUUAAUUUUAUGUUAAUUUUGGAGGAUUGUUUAAAAUAUGAAUAUGUAAAUAAGCUAUGUAAUUUUAUUCAAGGUUCAUCUUAUUCUCUAUUUAUUUUUAUAUACAUAUAGCCUCAUACAUUUGUUUAAAUCACAUACUUCUCUCAAUGCCAAUAAUCUUUAGAUAUAAUUUAAAUCUUUAUGUUCUUCGAGUAUUCAAGGAGGAAAACAAAAACUAUUUGUAAACACAAAAGAUCUCUAUUGAUUAUUUUGAUGGGAGAACUUUAAUUUUUAGAAAUGAUUCAUUCAUACAUAUUUACUAAACUAGGUCAAGUCAAGCUAACAUUACCCAUAGAACAUCCUUAGCAAGCAUGAGAACUAGUGGAGGCUCAAGGCAUGGAAGAGUUAGCCUUCCCUAUAGUAUUAUCCUACAUAUUCUCUACUUUGUCUCUAACGAUCUUGUGUAUAUGUAGAGCAAAUUUAGAUUUACUAUAGAGCACCAUUCCUUGAUCCCAAUGUAGUACUUUUCCACCAAAUAUAAUUGUUUUAGGAUAUUUAUUUGGUUGUUGGUACCAUCACCCCUACUCGAGGGAGGUUGAAAUCCAAUCACACAUCUUUUAAACUCUCCUACUCUUCUUUCAAAACACCCCAUCUACAAAAUUUGUCAAGACUUCUUUGUAAUCAGCUUCGUUCAAUAAGAAAGAAAAUUUGUCAACUAGAUAACUAACUUGUAUUUAACUCUUUAUUGUGUAUAAUUACAUAGUAUAAUUGAAAACAAAAAACUAUAGAAUUGAGAACAUAGAUUUGUUGUUUGUCCAAUAGUUUCUUCCCCUACCCAUACAUUUUAAGUUGCUAUAUAAACGCAUCCAUUAAUUUUUCCCAUACUUUGAAAGACAAGACAAGCAGGUCUCCAAAGUCUUGUGAAUUGUUGUCAAUAUAAAAAUGCCGUCCCCACACUCUGAUUUGAUAUUUUGGCGAGACUCACAUAUUACAACCUGAUCUACAAAUUCAAUCACACAACUGAUCCAACAUUUUUGGGUAAACAUCAAUUGUUUUGUUAUUGCACUUGUGUACGCAUUCAUAAUUGUGGGGUUCGCCGACCACUUGCCACCAUCUUUAUCUUACGUAACUUGCCGCCCAUUCUGAGUAGGGUUCCACCUCAACCAAAUAUCUCUAUCGCUUUAGGCAGUACAUUUUUCCAGUGACACCCAUGCCUACAGUUUAUAGUGUGUCAUAGCCCAAAAGCUGGCAAACCUGCACGGUUGGCAUUUCCUAGUUUAUGCUCCACACCAUACCUCUGUUUCCCACAACUCUCUUUCCCUAUGCUCUGCAAAUUGACUGAUCAACCUUUCCAACCAAAAGACUUAUAAAGUAGCAAUAAAUUAGAAUAGAAGAUUUGUAAUGUAUAUGGGUUAAAAAAGGUCGAGUUUAUGAUUAAUAUGGUUUUGGUUUGUUAGUAAAGUUGAAUUGUUUCGUAUGAGUUUCGGUAUUCAAGAUCAAGUUUUGUUUAAUGUUAGAUCUUAAUAUCAUAAAUGAUGAGAUCAGAAAUAUGUCCGGGAUGAUUUCAGUGGAAUGAAAAUUCUUCAAUUUUUGGCUUCCAACUAAAGAGGUUUCAGUCUAAGUUUGGUACACUCAUAUGAAUAGUUUGAGAGUUUUGAUAUUAAAUCCUUAAAAAAAGAAGAGUGGAGUUUAUGGGAUAAUAGGAUUUUCUCAUUUUUGCUUUUUGAAGUGUUUAUCUUUUGCUAUUCAAUUUGAUAAUGAACUCUUUAAUCCUCUCAACCAUCUCUUCGCUAAAAGAUCUUGAAAUGAAAUUGUCGCUAAAUUAUUUGUAUACUUGACCUGGAUGUCAUUAUAAGCUUUACAUUUCAAAAUAAUCUUUUGUAUCCAUUGUCCCAAUUGUGUGAAAGAUACAAAUUUUCUCUUCUCAAAUCUUUAUUGGCCAUUUCUAUCUUAAUCUAUUUCACACCAAAACAAACUAGAUAAUCUCUGCUCUCGAAAGAAAAUUGACCUCUAAAUAGACCUUUGGUUGAUAGAUAGAAGUGAGGCUAAAUUCUUCAAGAUAAUAUCCUUUUUUUUAAUGCAUUUUUUUCUACGAAGACUUGUUAAUUUUUUUUAAAAAAUUUUUGUUAGUUCUUUGUCAUUAGUGAAGCAACAUUCCAGUGAAUGUGACAUUUGCUUAUUCGCCUUUAGUUUUGUUUCAUCCAUGGCAUUUUUUAUUUUGCUCAAGACAUCUUUAAAGACAACAAGGAGCCAAUAAUGUACCUCAAUUUGCUUGAUAUUUUUAGACAUCUUAAAAGACAGGCCAUAACAAUUGCUUCGAUAAGAAUUGCACCUAUUUUAGCUAAAAGAAUCUCACAUGAGACCUAAGUUCUUUACUCGAAUUUGUUUUGGAUCAUGUAUUUUUGGAUUCUCUCUACUUACAUACAUUUGGUGUGUGAAGUGCUGCUAGUUCAUAUUUCCCACCAAUAAAGCAUCAGUGAAUUACUAAUAGCUCAAAUAGAAUUCGAAUACUUUACCUUCAUACAUUUAUUUUGAAGAGCAAAAACAAUCUCCAUCUUUCCAAAUUUCUCUUCUUUAUACAAAUUUUCCAACUAAACUUCUAAGAGUCAAUCCUAAAAUAGUUAUCCUCCAAUAUUCUUUUUCUUUUUCUUUUUCCUUCUACUAAGAAUAUGCUAAUUUUACAUACCCACAUUUAUCAAAUGCUCUUACUAUGCUCUUACUCAUUUCCAGCUAGAAGAAUUUCUUUCUAAUAAGAAUAUCAUGAUUUUGCAUACCCACAUUUUUCAAAUGCUCUUCUAAUCAAUCCAACAAAAAGUGAGUUGGCCACUUUUCACUUUGGUAUCUUCCUGUGAGUUUCAACUCUGAGAAUAGGUAAAGAAUGUCAUUUACUUACAGAGGAUAUCUGAUAUCUGUGGGGACAUGACUGGUGAGUCUAAAGUACAGUGACCAACGUGGCAAUUCUCUAUUAGGGUAUGGCACUGGUGGGAUCCAGCAGCCCAAAGCGCGUCCCCAUUACGUCUGUGUCUCAUGGCAGUUUCCUACCACCCACUUGAUGCAUAAUUUAUUGCAUUCAAACCAAACCCUCCGUCCUCCUUUAUGUGACUUUCACAUCUCAGUGGGACGGUGUUCUCACUUUCUUUAGUGUAUAUAUAUAUAUCCAUAACGGACUCUUCUGGACAAGAAUUGCAAUUAAUAAUCUAGACAGCCAACACUAGGCAUCAUAAUUUGCUGAACUAGAUAUAUUUUCCCUCAAGGAUUAGUUGAUUUGGACGAGUGGAGAUGAAUCCGGGAGGAACUCUGGAAUAUUUCUCAGAUCUAUUUCGGCGUAGUUCAAGGCAUAAGAAGCAAAAAACCUUUCAGACAGUUGAGCUGAAGGUCCGGAUGGACUGUGAUGGGUGCGAGCUCAAAGUGAAGAAAGCUCUUGAGCAUUUGUCAGGUGUGCAAACGGUGGAUGUAAACAGAAAGAUGCAGAAGGUCACAGUUACAGGGUACGUUGAACCAAACAAGGUGCUGAAGAAAGUGAAAGCCACAGGCAAAAAGGCAGAGAUUUGGCCAUACGUUCCCUACAACUCUGUAACACAACCUGUUGUGACUGCACAGAGCUAUGACAAGAAAGCACCAGCUGGGUAUGUGAGAAAAGAGUCUUUCAAUACUGGGGCCAACUCCAACCGCCCAGAUGAACAGUAUGGGGCUAUGUUCAGUGAAGAAAAUCCAAAUGCAUGCACCGUUAUGUGAUUUUUUUUUUACCUGAAAAGAUUGCUUUGUAAUAUGUAAAAUAUUAGUUUUCCAUAUGUCAGUCCUCAGCUUCAGGACUGUGUUAGGAUUUGUAGGGGUGAGAAUGGAACCUUGGACUGGCAGUGGAAUAAUAUUUUACUGUAUGGUAAAUAGUAUUGGGUUUCCAGAACAGAAUUGUAAUUUUUUGCUGGAUUGGUGAAUUAUACCGUCUUGUCGCUACUUACUAGUAAAGAUUUGAUAGAAAUGAAUCUGAUUUCGUAUCUAUUUCGGAUCCAAUUAUUGAUGGGUAAAUUUUGUAAGCACCUUAACGUGCGGUUCACGUCGUGAACGUGGGGGUCGCUUUCAAGAUGGGAUAUUUAGUCAUGCACAUGUGAAGUCAUGAAUGCGAUGAGCUGAUUUGUUGAAGAUCGAGUCGAUACCUAAAUUAAUGGAAUUGCCAAAAGAUCUAACCAUGUUGGCCUUUAAGAUA